Linum tenue is the source of this 237-nucleotide messenger RNA. The record is from the annotation of a GenBank genome assembly. Lineage: Eukaryota; Viridiplantae; Streptophyta; Magnoliopsida; Malpighiales; Linaceae.
ACGGCGAGCGCCCACAUCAUCACGACGGUGAUUGGGUCAGGGGUUCUGUCCCUGGCUUGGGCAAUCGCCCAGCUGGGUUGGGUGGUCGGACCGGCGGUUCAUCUUCUCUCUCAUCACCCUUUUCACCUCCACCCUGCUCGCCGACGCCUACCGCCAGGUUCGGCUUUGCGGCAUGGCCCAGUACGCGAACCUGGUCGGCGCCACCGUCGGUUACGCCAACUUUCAUUUCCUUACUGA